AAGAAGCCAGCCAUUACAAGACAAUGUCAAUAACAACUUCACUAUGUAGUAUUUCUUUUUAUUUUUCUUAGGUGCAUAACUACUCACAUAUUAUUUAUAUUUAAAUUUAAAUUCAUAUGGAGUAGUUGGUGAGAGGUGGCAUAUUAAUAAACAAAUGAAUUUGUACUAUAUAUAACCCUCCUUCCAUAACCUCAUUUGUCAUUGACACAAACAUUCUUUUCUUACAAACAUUUUGAUUUUGAGAACAUUUUAAGAGAAUUUAUAGACAUGAAUACAUCAAUUGUAGGUUCUUUUUUGGUUUUGUUGUUGGCCUUUCCCUCUGUAUUUGCAACUGAUUUCACUGUUGGUGAUGCCAAUGGAUGGACUCAAGGACCUGAUUACACCGCAUGGACUUCUGGAAAAACUUUCAAAGUUGGUGAUAACUUAGUGUUCAAAUAUGGAUCAGUCCACCAAGUGAAUGAAGUUGAUGAAAGUGGCUACACAGGUUGCAGUGCAAGCAACACAAUCAAGAAAUACGAAGAUGGAGAUUCAAAGGUUCCAUUGACUAAAGCAGGAAAAAUUUACUUCAUAUGUCCUACACCAGGACAUUGUUCUGGUGGCAUGAAGCUUCAAGUCAAUGUUGUUGCUGCUAGCACCACCCCAACUCCAAGUGGCACCCCCCCACCAACAAAAACUCCAAGUGGCACACCAUCAACUACACCAAGUGAUACUCCAUCAACUCCUUCUUCAGGAACAAAUACAACUUCUCCACCACCACCAAAGGAUAGUGGAGCAAUGAGUGUUUCAAAUGGAAUUAGUCUUUUGAUUGGUUCUUUCUUUGUUUCAACAAUGGUUUUGAGCUUCAUGGGCUAGGGAAGAGACAGUGCUAUUAUUGUUAAUUAAUCAUGUUAAUGUUAAUUUUAUGUUUUAUAUUAUAUUGGUUUUGUUGAAUUUGCUUGAAUUUCAUUUAAUCAUAUGAGAUGUAUAUCUGAUUUUCAUCUUGAUGUGUACUAAGCUUUAAUAAAAUGAAAACAAAACAAAGUUACUUAUUUUUUAUGAGUA
Trifolium pratense (red clover) is the source of this 1041-nucleotide messenger RNA. RefSeq names its product uclacyanin-3-like. Gene Ontology annotation, molecular function: electron transfer activity. NCBI's taxonomy places the organism in Eukaryota, Viridiplantae, Streptophyta, Magnoliopsida, Fabales, Fabaceae. The record is from RefSeq and is a predicted model, not a curated record. The transcript is spliced from 2 exons. The coding region runs from base 268 to 852 and encodes 194 amino acids. Gene Ontology annotation, cellular component: plasma membrane.